CCCACUCCCGCAUCCCUCUUCUUCCCCUCGAAACUCUCUCUCCCCUUCCCUGAAAAUUCUGCGGAGACUGGGUACCCGAGUGGUGCCGGCAUCUCGCUAAGGGGGAGAGAGAGAGAGAUCCUCCCCUGUUUCCACUCCUCAACUCUCCAAGUCCAUCCCACUGCCGAGCCAGGAGGAGGAGGAGGAGCAAGGUGGGAAUUGGCAGCUCAAUUCAGCACCCCCAGCCGGAGCUCUGAUCGACCCCGCCGGCGAGAUUCAUCCAGGGCCCGGAGGAGAGAUGUACCGGGUCAAGAGCGAGAGCGACUGCGAGAUGAUGCACCAGGACCAGAUGGAUUCGCCGCUGGCCGACGACGGCGGCGGCAGCAGCGGGGGGUCGCCUCACAGGGGCGGCGGGCCCCCGCUGAAGAAAGGCCCCUGGACGUCGGCGGAGGACGCCAUCCUGGUGGACUACGUCAAGAAGCACGGCGAGGGGAACUGGAACGCCGUGCAGAAGAACACCGGGCUCUUCCGCUGCGGCAAGAGCUGCCGCCUCCGGUGGGCGAACCACCUCAGGCCCAACCUCAAGAAGGGGGCCUUCACACCGGAGGAGGAGAGGCUCAUCAUCCAGCUCCACUCCAAGAUGGGCAACAAGUGGGCUCGGAUGGCUGCUCAUUUGCCAGGGCGUACUGAUAAUGAAAUAAAGAAUUACUGGAAUACUCGAAUAAAGAGAUGCCAGCGAGCUGGCUUGCCAGUCUAUCCUGCUAGUGUAAUCAAUCAGUCUGCAAAUGAAGAUCAGCAGGGCUCCAGUGAUUUCAACUGCGGCGAGAAUCUUUCUAACAACCAUCUGAAUGGGAAUGGUCUUUAUCUACCAGAUUUUACCUGUGACAAUUUCAUUGCCAAUUCAGAGGCUUUAUCUUAUGCACCACAGCUCUCAGCUGUUUCAAUAAGCAAUUUGCUUGGCCAGAGCUUUGCAUCAAAACGCUGUGGCUUCAUGGAUCAAGCCGGGAUGCUAAAACAGUCUGACAGUUUGCUCCCUGGAUUGAGCGAUACCGUGAACGGUGCGCUCUCCUCGGUUGAUCAAUUCUCAAACGACUCUGGGAAGCUCAGGCAGGCUUUGGGUUUUGACUACCUCCAUGAAGCCAACUCUAGCAGCAAGAUUAUUGCACCCUUUGGCGGUGCGCUUACUGGCAGCCAUGCCUAUUUAAAUGGCACCUUCUCUGCUUCUAGGUCCACAAAUGGUCCUUUGAAGAUGGAGCUCCCUUCACUCCAAGAUACCGAAUCUGACCCAAAUAGCUGGCUCAAGUAUACCGUGGCUCCUACUAUGCACCCUACGGAGUUAGUUGAUCCCUACCUUCAGUCUCCAACAGCAACUCCAUCGGCGAAAUCCGAGUGUGCAUCACCAAGGAACAGUGGCCUUUUGGAAGAGCUGCUUCAUCAGGCCGAGGCACUAAGGUCUGGGAAGAACCAGCAGCCGUCUGUGAGAAGCUCAAGCUCCUCUGUCAGUACGCCGUGUGAUACUACGGUAGUUAGCCCUGACUUUGAUCUCUGUCAGGAAUACUGGGAAGAGCAUUCCGGUGCUAUGCUGCAUGAGUAUGUUCCUUUUAGCGGUAACUCACUGACUGAAUCCACCGCUCCUGUGAGCGCGGCAUCGCCUGAUGCAUUUCAGCUCUCCAAAAUUUCCCCUGCAGAAAGCAAUUCGCUGGGAUCCGGAGAGCAGGCGAUGGAGCCAACGUAUGAGCCUGGGGCUGGGGAUGCUUCACCUCGUCCUGAAAACUUGAGGCCGGACGCGUUCUUCUCCGGGAAUACGGCCGAUUCGUCCCUCUUCAACAACGCCAUAGCGAUGCUCCUCGGCAAUGACAUGAACAUGGAGUGCAAGCCUGCUCUCUUCGACCCUUCCUCGUGGAGCAACAUGCCCCAUGCUUUCCAAAUGUCAGAAGAGUUCAAAUGAAUUCCCCGCCGAUCGACCCAGUUGGCGUGGAAGGAGAUUCUAUAUAUCUCUCUCUUCCUGAUUGUUUUGAGGAUAAUUUCAGGGAAAACCUCAUUUGAUUGCAACUCGCUGCGUAGCCACCGCUGACAACGGGUCCUUGAUGGCGGAUGCAGCUGCUGCCAGACGUAUGUGCUCUUCAUGCAACUAGCCCCUUUUCCCCAAAUAAAGUUCAUGGAGAUAUAAGCCGGUUAUAUCUGUUUUUUCCUAGUAGAGGAACCCUUUUUUGCCAUCUCUAUGGCCUCUGUUGAAAACUCUGUCGAGACGUGUUAUUUGAAGAAUGUAAGAUCAGUUACUGCUUUUUCUGUGUGCUGUCUUUGUUGAAACAUUAAUUCCACCCCAAUUGUCAAUGGAUAGCGUUUUAUUUCGCAGCAA
This is a messenger RNA of Lolium rigidum, 2338 nucleotides long. Its product is annotated as transcription factor GAMYB-like. Bases 278 to 1927 code for a protein of 549 amino acids. Gene Ontology annotation, biological process: regulation of DNA-templated transcription. Lineage: Eukaryota; Viridiplantae; Streptophyta; Magnoliopsida; Poales; Poaceae. The transcript is spliced from 4 exons. The record is from RefSeq and is a predicted model, not a curated record.